UACAGACUUUCCCCUUCCACAGUACAAAAAUAACACUAAAAUAUGGAGAUGCUAUAGAGAAGUCGUGAGCAACACUGUCAGAAUACGAAUCAAGUUGCUUUUUUUUUUGGGCAUGGAGGAAUCAAGCAACUUAAUAAGGGAAGAAGGCAGAGGAUAGAAAUCACUAGACCACCCUUUAACAGGACUACCUCACCUGAUCCCAUCGCCGGAACUGGAUUGACUCCCAUUCACAUGUCAUUGUCUGGAGAAAAUUUUGGGGGAAAGAUCUGUUAGUGCUUCUGGGUCUUUUUUUGGUAUUGCAUGCAUGGGAGCAGUAAUUGUUUUGGAUGCUGUAAUAAGCCCCCACUAAUCACCUCAGUGGAUGAUCCAUCAAAAGGACUGAAAACUCAAGGUAAUCAAGUGAACAAUCCAAGCAUAUCAGAGGGUUUCUGGACAACCAGCACGAGUGAUAUGGACAACAGUGCAGUUCAGUCCCGAGGAAGCAUCUCAUCAAUUAGCACAACUAACCAGAUCCUUGAUGCGAACGGUGUGACUGGCAGCAUUAACACUCCUGAAUUCGUAAAUCAUGGUCUUAUUCUCUGGAAUCAAACUAGGCAACAAUGGGUAGGAAAUAAAAAGUUUGAAAACAGGCCACGAGAGGUUCAGGAUCCCAAAUUAAACACUCAUUGUCUCAGCAUGGUUACACAAUUCUGGCUUUGCAGUUGGAACGCGACAUACGACAGUUUACUAGGGAGUAACAAGCCAUUCCCUCAGCCAAUUCCUCUCGCUGAAAUGGUAGAUUUCCUAGUGGACGUUUGGGAGCAGGAGGGAAUGUACGAUUGAGAAGCUAAAACAACUAAAAUAUUGAAGGUUGGCUGGGUUUCCUAUCAAUUGCUGUAAACAUUAUAUUGCUCUCACUGUUCGAAGACGCGGUGGUCAAGCAAAGCGGGGUGUGUAUCUCAACUGUAGCAUUAUAUACUUUAAACGCCCGCUUUGUUUUGUUUUCCUCUUCCUUUGUAGAACUGUCCUUGUAUCGCAUUAUGACUAAAUAAUAUUCUGCCUGGUGUUUGCGAGGCAGCAGUUAGUUUA
Molecule: messenger RNA, 1068 nt
Organism: Tripterygium wilfordii
Lineage: Eukaryota; Viridiplantae; Streptophyta; Magnoliopsida; Celastrales; Celastraceae
Exons: 6
Coding region: 301-822 (173 amino acids)
Source: RefSeq, a predicted model, not a curated record